AUGCCGAAGUUGCCGAACAUCCACGUUUGGUUUUGUAGAAAGGGGCCUUCACGAGAAUUGAGUGAGUCGUCCGAGUCGGGAAACGUCUGUGCGAUAACUAACUGGAAGAUAGAGGUGCACUCCACGAGUUCACGACGGUUUGAUAAGACAGAACCGGUAACAGAGGACGUGGCUAAACCCAAGCGCAAGACGAUAUGGAAGAGGACAAAGAAGAAGACGCUUGUUAUGUUGCGCUUGACGUUGGUAUGA
Macrosiphum euphorbiae (potato aphid) is the source of this 249-nucleotide messenger RNA. Lineage: Eukaryota; Metazoa; Arthropoda; Insecta; Hemiptera; Aphididae. The record is from the annotation of a GenBank genome assembly.